Messenger RNA from Grammomys surdaster, 1988 nucleotides. Its product is annotated as immunoglobulin superfamily member 1-like. The transcript is spliced from 14 exons. NCBI's taxonomy places the organism in Eukaryota, Metazoa, Chordata, Mammalia, Rodentia, Muridae. The record is from RefSeq and is a predicted model, not a curated record. Bases 15 to 1988 code for a protein of 657 amino acids.
GCCAUAUCAGUAUCAUGGCCCCACAGGAUAUCACAUUCCUGUAUUUCGUGGUCUGUCUAGGUCAGACAAUUUGGGCACAAGAAGAAUUUCCCGUUCCUACCAUCUCCACUGCAGCAAAACCUAUGGUUCCCUGGAAUGGAUCUGUGAGGAUCCUGUGCAGGGGAACACCCGAAGCCUUCCUGUAUCAAUUGUCCCUGAUGAAAAACUCCACACAGAUGGUUAUAGAAAAGAAAUUAGGAUUUCAAAAAGAGGCUGAAUUCACUAUCAACCACAUGAAUUCAACACUGGCAGGAUGUUAUCAAUGUCAGUAUAGGAAGAAGUACCAUUGGUCAGAGUGGAGUAAACCCCUGAAGCUGGUGGUGACAGGCUUUUAUGACAAACCCGUCCUCUCCACAGAUCAAAGCCUUGUGUUGAGACCAGGAGAAAACAUUUCCUUCAAGUGUAGUUCAGCACACAACCUGUUCAACCGAUUUUCACUGGCCAAGGAAGAAGAAGCUUCCUUGCCAUUGCACCAACAUGAAGAGUAUCAAGGCAGCUUCCACCUGGGACCUGUGAACCCUGACUUCACUGGACACUACAGGUGCUAUGGCUGGUAUAGCAACAGCCCCUAUGCGUGGUCAGCCCCCAGUGAUGCCCUGGAGCUCACUGUCACAGGCUCCCAUCUAGAUGUCUGUCGUGGUUGCCUGUACAUGAUGAAGUACUGUAACCAUUCAGAGGUGGACGAGCCACCCCAGCAUGUCCUGCGGGUCGACUACAGCUGGGUGACAGUGGACAAGCUGAGAAAAGUGCUGACGCCCACCCAGGACCACUCGGGGACAGAGGCAGCCGCCCUUCGCACCCUGUCCUCAGCCAAGUCAGAGAUCCACGUGGGACCCCAUCUGGAGACGUACCCUCAGAGACAAUCGUGUCCCAUGGUGAUUGGUGUCAGGCCUCACCCACCACAUCCUGUGCGUCUCCCUCACCCACUGGACUCAGUCCACACACACACCGUUAGAAUUGGUCUGGCCACUGGUAUGCUGCCAACACUCACUGCCCUACUCUGCCUUGGGCUAUGUCUGAGCCAGAGGAUCAACAUUGAAACAAAGACUCUCCCGAAACCCAUCAUCUGGGCCAAACCCAGUAUCAUGGUCACAAGAGGAAACUCGGUGAACAUCUGGUGUCAGGGGGCUCAGAGUGCUUCUGAGUACCAACUGUACUUUGAAGGAAGCUUUUUUGCCUUGGAGAGACCAAAGUCAUCUAGAUCGAUGAAUAAAGUCAGGUUCUUCAUUUCACAAAUGACCUCACAUACUGCAGGGAUCUACACCUGCUUCUAUCAGAGUGGAGAGCUCUGGUCAGAGUCAAGCAACCCCCUGAAACUGGUAGUAACUGGUCUGUAUGACACACCCAACCUCUGGGUUCAUCCAGGGCCUGAGGUAACCUUGGGGGAGAAUGUUACCUUCUCUUGCCAGCUGAAGACUGCAACAAGCAAAUUCUUUCUGCUCAAGGAGAGAGGAUCCAACCACAUCCAGUAUAAAUAUGGGAACAUCCAAGCAGAGUUCCCCAUGGGCCCUGUGACUAUGGCUCACAGAGGGACAUACAGAUGUUUUGGCUCUUACAAUGACUAUGCAUGGUCUUUUCCCAGUGAGCCUGUGACACUACUCAUCAGAGGAGGUGUUGAGAAUACCAGCCUUGCAUCUACAGACCCUACUCCUCUUGAUUAUUGGGAAUAUGACCUUUCAACCAAAGAAUCAGGAUUACAGAAGGACUCUGCUUCCUGGGAUCACACAACCCAGAAUCUCAUUCGGAUUGGUCUGGCAUGUAUAAUCCUGAUGGCUCUAGUAUGGCUUUUGGCCCAAGACUGGCUCAGCAAAAGGAAAGACCAGGAAAAGGCCAACAGAUUAGCAAAUUGGAAAUGCAGGAGAAGACGAAGAAUGAAGCAUUACCGUGAAGAGGAACAAAGAGGUGCAAUAUCUAUGUGGGAACUGAAGGCAACUCCUGGAACCUUGUGA